AUAUUUUGAAAAAUCUUUAUUCAUUGGCCUCAAGUACUAGAUUGACUUAGGCAGGCAGAAAAAUCGAGACGACAAUCCAUUCAACAUACAGAGAAGUGUAAUGCUACAGAAUAUUUAAAAUAGCCAUGGACCCCCGCCACAGUGCCCAAGAUGUCGUCCGAUGUGACCUUUGUGAGACAGCUACAGUACAGAUGUACUGUGAUUUCUGCCACGUCAACCUGUGCUUUUCUUGUAUAGGAAAACACAUUGCUGAUGACUAUGAAAAACACAAAGUCGUCCCAUUCCAAAAUCGAAAAUCAACCUUGAUUUAUCCAAAGUGUAGUACACAUCAAAAGAAAGUCUGUGAAUUACUUUGUAAGGAAUGUGACAUGUCUGUCUGUUCUUUGUGCAUUGAUAACCAGUUGUCCUCAGAUAAACACAAGGGUCAUACAUUUUCAAUUUUUUCCGAAAUCUACAACAAACGAAAAGCAGACAUUACAAAAGAUUCAGAGGAGAUAGAAAACAUUAUUUCUCCAACAUAUGAAGAAAUGGCCACUGAUUUAGAAACUCAAAUAACUAACUUGGAUGGAGAAUAUGUGAAAUUCACAACAGUAGUUACAAAACAUGGAGAGGAAUGGCACAAAGAAAUUGACAAUGUCAUCAACAAAAUGAAAAAUGAAAUAGAAGAGAUGAAAAUCAAACACCUGGAAAUUCUGAAGAAACAUUUGGAUGAAAUUAAGCAGAUACAGUCCCUUAUUGAGCAAUCACUGAUUACUCUGAAGGAAAUGGAGGAAUCCAAUGAAGUGUCUGUGACCAUGGAAUACAGAUCCAAAAUCAAAGAAUUCAGAAAACUUCCUCCCAAAGUCCGAGUCUCACUGCCUACAUUUAGUCCGAUAGACAGUGAACAGCUAUACAAGUCACUGGGAUCGUUGGUACCAUUAUCAUUCACGACAGAUGAAAAUGGCUACACACUGAAGAAAUCAAAAACCUCACCCAAAGAACUGAUGGAUGAACCAGAGCUUGUCACUACAAUGUAUACUGGGUAUAAAAAACUCCGCAAUGUUACCUGUCUGAGUGAAGAAGAAUUCUGGACAAGUGAACAAGUCAGUGAAAUGAAAUGCUUUAAUGUUCAAGGUACAGUUAUCAAUACAAUCCGAACAAAAUCAGGGAUAAUGCCACGUGAUAUAACAGUGACAAGUGAUGGGGAUCUAGUGUACUCUCACUGGCUAACAAAGACUGUGAAUAAAGUGAAGAGUGGACAGACAGAGGAGGUGAUCAGACUACAGGGCUGGAGACCUGGCCAUCUCUGUAUCACCUCCUCUGGUGAUCUCCUGGUUACCAUAUGCAGUGAUGAUGAAACACAAUCCAAAGUUGUCCGUUACUCAGGUUCCACAGAGAAACAAACAAUCCAAUAUGAUGAUGAGGGUAAGCCUCUAUAUUCAGGAAAUAUUCGCAUUAAAUACAUCAGUGAGAACAGAAACCUGGAUAUAUGUGUGGCUGACUAUGAAGCUGGUGCAGUAGUGGUGGUCAAUCAGGCUGGUAAACUUCGAUUUAGAUACACUGGUCAUUCUUCUACUACCAAAACCAAAGCAUUCAAACCCUGCGGAAUCACAACAGACAGUCAGAGUCAGAUCCUGACAGCAGACAGUAAUAACCAAUGUAUCCACAUUCUGGACCAGAAUGGACAGUUCCUCCGCUAUAUAGAUAACUGUGAUCUGAAGAAUCCAUACGGUUUAUGUGUGGACAAAAGUGACAACUUGUUUGUUGCUGAGUAUGUUAGUGGAAAUGUGAAGAAAAUCAAAUAUCUACAGUAACAUCCUUGCUAUCUCAGUGUUGAAAAUAUCACUUUCAGAAUUGUAGUAAAUAUUCUUGGACUCAUGAAUACAAAAACCCAUUGGACAUGCUGGAUACAUAUAAAUUUUUGAAUUCCAACUGAAUGUUAUGUAUUUCUGAUAUUUUCAGCAACCGGAAUGCAGUAACACACAUCUUUUAAAUCUAUAGAAUCCAUGUAAUAAUUUUUGUCAUCAUUUGAAUAGCUGAUUGUAGUGAUUCCAUAUAUGCAAUAUUGCCAUUCAUUAUUGCAUAUUGCAAAUUAAUCCACUUGUCGCAUUCUUUUUAUGGUUCUCAAGAAAAUGGGCAAUAAAAAUUUAUCAUCCCCUUGUUGACUUUGAAAAAUAGCACAUUUCCCCCUCACGUUUUAGGUCACCUAGUUCUUUUUACUACUAGCAGUAAAGGGUACCAGGUUUCCCCCUUUGACAACAAAUAAAUAUUUCCCCUUCCCCAGGUAAAAAUUUCCCUGAAGUUGUGCAUGUUGUAUAGAAACUACAUAGAAUUGUAUGAGAAUUUCAUAUAUUUAUUCUGAGUCAUUUUCCAUAAUUCAAGAUUACAAUAUACAUGAUUUUAGAUGAUAAUCAAUUCAUAUAUGUGCUUAUUUUGAGAUACUGAAAUUUGGGGAUGUCACCACCUCCUACCCUGGAAAUGACUGUAUUUUCAAAAAUUCCGCUGAAUAUGAAUUAGGUAGUAACAUCUAAAAGCUGGAUAAAACCUGUCUAACUCAGAUGACCUAUUGCAAUUGCUUGUCAUUAGUUACAAACAAUGGAACAUUUUUAACUUCUAGACUAAAAAUCCAGUUCUUGAUAUCUAUCAUUCCAAUUGUUUUCAAAUUUGGUAUGAAGCAUCUUUGGGACAUAUUAAAUAAUUGAUUUUAGGACUCCUGCACCCUUGGGAUCUUAGGCUGGGAAAAAACUGCCAAAAUUGAAAUUUUGGGGGGUCACAUGAGUGAACUCAGGUGACCUAUUGCAAUUGGUCGUCAUUCAUUGUGCGUUAACAAUUGAACAUUUUUAACUUCUUCAUAACUACUAUUCCAAUUCUUUUCAAAUUUAGCAUGAAUUAUAUUUGGAACAAGGGGGACAUAAAUUGUUAAUUUCAGGACACUUGGGGUUGGGACAAAAAUUGGCCAAUUCUCAAAAAUAUUUCUACAACUGACCAUGUUUAAGAAAAACUAAAUGCAUAAUGCUGUAGAGCAGGAAGGCCUCUACCAUAAUAGUAAAUUUCAUGAUCCCCGGGGUAGGGGUUCUGACACCAAGGUAGGGCCAAACUUAGUAUAUAUAGUGUUUAUGUGUAAAACACUUAAAUAACAUCUUUAAUUCUAUUGGUACUAAAUUGAAACUAACUGAAUAUUUAGAAAGAGCAGGUAGUCCUUUACCAAAAUUAUAAAUUUGAUGAUCCCAGGGGUAGGGGUUUUGAUAUUAGGGUACGGCCAAAAUGGUCAGUUAUUAAAUGUGUUAACAAUAGAAUAUUUUAACUUCUUGAUAAAGAGUUCUACCAUUCCAAUUCUUUUCAAAUUUGGUAUGAAGUAUCUUUGAGACAAGUUGUAACUUUCAGGAUUCCUGGGGACUUAGGGGUGGGGCAAACUUUGAUGAAUUUUCAAAAAUGUUCUUCUCUACAACUGCAUAUCUUUAUGAAAAACUAAAUGCAUAGCAAUUAAUGUAGAGCUGGAAGGUCUCUACCAAAAUUGUAAAUUUCAUGUUUCCCAUGGUAGAGGUUCUGACUCCAGGGCAGGGCCAAUCUUAAUAUAUAGUGUUUAUGUGUAAACCUUUUUUUUUUUUUUGUCAGUUUAUACUGAAGUUUUUUUUUAUUAUUAUUAUUCUUUUUUUAAACAUAUAUACAGUAUAUAUAAAUAUAUAUACAUACAUUCUGCAAAGAAACUUGUACAAAAUGUUUAUAAGAAACUAUCAAAGGUAUAUGUAUAUAUUAUUUUCCGAGAGAGAGAGAGAGAGAUGAAUUCAGUCAUUAUUUAAUAUAUUUUAAAAAGGUACAUAUAUAUUGAAAUUUAUAAAAAAAAAAAAAAAAAAAAUUAAACAAAAAAAAAAAUAAAGUAAACAACAACAACAAACAAACACUCAAUGAAAUAAUUGAUUCCAGCA
Ostrea edulis (European flat oyster) is the source of this 3905-nucleotide messenger RNA. RefSeq lists its product as uncharacterized. The coding region runs from base 126 to 1793 and encodes 555 amino acids. Gene Ontology annotation, molecular function: zinc ion binding; ubiquitin-protein transferase activity. The record is from RefSeq and is a predicted model, not a curated record. Lineage: Eukaryota; Metazoa; Mollusca; Bivalvia; Ostreida; Ostreidae. The transcript is spliced from 2 exons. Gene Ontology annotation, cellular component: nucleoplasm; chromatin. Gene Ontology annotation, biological process: positive regulation of DNA-templated transcription.